This is a messenger RNA of Helicoverpa armigera (cotton bollworm), 1342 nucleotides long. RefSeq lists its product as uncharacterized. The coding region runs from base 50 to 1276 and encodes 408 amino acids. Gene Ontology annotation, biological process: sensory perception of taste. The transcript has 4 exons. The record is from RefSeq and is a predicted model, not a curated record. Lineage: Eukaryota; Metazoa; Arthropoda; Insecta; Lepidoptera; Noctuidae. Gene Ontology annotation, cellular component: membrane.
UUAAAAACAUAAUUUAAAAUAAGUUAAGUUUUAUGUUAAAUCUGCAGUCAUGAAAAAUCAGAAAGAAAAUAUUAAAAUUGAAUAUCUCUCAAAAGAUAUACUUGACGAAGAAUUUAUGAAAUCCUUCAGCCUUCUGUACUAUACGCAGAGAUUGAUAGGAUCGACCCGCGUUCAAAUUAAACAUCGAUUUGUGACAACGCCAUCUUUUUUACAAAAAUGCCAUACUUUAAUAAGUGUGAUCUUACUGUUAGGAUUAGACUAUCUUGUUAUACAGAAAUAUGAUAAAAUCCUGUUUGAUCGCGAAACUAUCUACUAUUUGAGCAUAUGUGUAACGGGAUUACAGACCAUAACAUUCUUAUGCAAUAUAAUUAAUGUGCGUUUUAUGAACGGAGAUGCUAAUGUUGAAUUGUUAGUCAAUCUGCAGCAAAUAGAUAGGCGUAUGAAUAUAAAUCGUAACAAAAGUAUCACAACUCUGUUAGUCAAGACAAAUGUUAUAUCACUGGUUGUGGUUCUGAUAAUGUUCAUUACCCUUCUUGGCGUGGCUAGUGCAAAAGGAACCGCCGCAUUUUGGCCUUAUAUAGGAAUCGCUUAUUCCCAAUUCAGUUUCGUCAUAGAACUGAUUAGUUGCUCAAAUAUGUUUAUGUACUUCUAUAUACGUGCACGCUUCAUAAAUUCGAUUAUUAAAAAUUAUAUCGACCAAAAGGGGACGCAAGAGAUUCUGUAUUCAAAAGAGCGAUUUUUAUCUUCAUAUUUUGCUUCGAAAGUAUUCAUGAGACGCUUGGCUGCUGGCUCUCAUAAUUUUGUAUCAAGCGAUACAGAUGUAUAUUUGAAACAAUUACUAGAGGGUUUUUUCAAGUUUCAAGAUAUUUACAAAUUUCAAGUUUUUAUGUUUUGCUGUAAGCUGGUCGCAUCAGCUCUUUUAACAUUCGAAUUCCUAUUGUAUGCUGUACAAAAUGAUACUGUGGGACUCUGGGACAGUCUGACGCCCUCAUUUUUCACAGUGAUUGACUUAGUAAUGGCGAGUUUGCUUGGCGUCCGAUGUGAAGUUUUCAUUAGAGAAGUAAAGGAAACUAAGCGACUGGUGAUUACCGUCAUGUCGAGACAUUAUGAUGGACGAUUAAGAGAGAAAUCCAAGAGAAUGUUGAAACUAGUAGAGGAAACUCCACCUCACUUGUCUGUUUACGACAUGUGGCAAUUGGACGCGAACGUUUUGUUGCAAAUGUUCAUGUUGGUGACCGGUCUUAUUGUCACGCAAAUGCAGUUCGCGUUUUUGUAAAAUUCUAUCUGCUGCUAGCAAUUUCGUCCAUUUCCUGAGGGAACUACUUCCCGCACUCGGAUAAAA